Messenger RNA from Nanorana parkeri, 1228 nucleotides. RefSeq names its product glycosyltransferase 1 domain containing 1 (gene GLT1D1). NCBI's taxonomy places the organism in Eukaryota, Metazoa, Chordata, Amphibia, Anura, Dicroglossidae. The transcript is spliced from 12 exons. Gene Ontology annotation, molecular function: glycosyltransferase activity. The coding region runs from base 134 to 1165 and encodes 343 amino acids. The record is from RefSeq and is a predicted model, not a curated record.
UGUGAUCGGUGUGUAGUGUCCCCCCUCCCCCUUCUCCACCCAUGUGUACAGUGGAGAUGUCACAGCUGUGGACAUCAGGAGAGACGUGGCACCCUGACAGGGGACAGUAACAGUACGGAACUCACUGACAGCUAUGAGAAUCCUCUUCCUGGCCUGCCUGAGAGCACACACUGGAAAUUCCACCACUGCCCUCCGAAUCAAGAGUCAUCUUGAAGCUGCAGGACAUGAGUGUGAGCUCCGAGACGCCGCUGGUUUGGAGAGCACAUUAGAAGUGGCAAAACUUAUUUCCCAGAAAAAGUUUGAUGCUGGGCUGAUCAUCCAUUUGUACAAAGCAGGAAAAUUAUUGCUGGGAAAUAGAAUCCCUUAUGGGGCAGUAUUUGGUGGGACCGACAUCAAUGAAGAUGUGAAAAAUGAAGAGAAAUGCAGAGUUAUGGGAGCUGUACUUGAAGAGGCCAGAUUUGCUGUAGCGUUUACUCAUGAGAUUAAAGAAAUUGCAGCAAAACAUUGGCCACGAGCACUCUAUAAAAUACACAUCCAACCUCAAGGAAUAAUGACAAUGCCAAAUGCAUUUUUCAAUUGCGAAGCCUUUCUUCAAAAUGCAGGAAUUCAACAGAUUUCAGAAAAUUUGUAUAUUUUCCUCUUGAUAUGUGGACUCCGAAGAGUUAAAGAUCCCCUCUAUCUGGUUGAUACUUUUGCAGAGUGGCAUAAAAGGGAACCAAAUGUUCAUUUGGCUAUAAUUGGACCAAUGGUCGACCCACUCUUUACUAGUGAGGUCAAAGCCAAACUCAGAAAUGUUGAAGGAGUUUAUCUUGUUGAAGAAAUUCCGCAAGGAGAUCUGCAGGCCGUAAUAAAGAAAUGUUUUGCAGUAGUAAAUAGUUCAGUGUCCGAAGGAAUGUCAGCCGCAAUACUUGAGGCAAUGGAUCUUGAAAUUCCAGUACUGGCAAGGGAUAUUCCAGGCAACAGCGCAAUAGUAAAACAUGAAGGCACGGGUUUACUUUUUUCAACCCCCAAGGAAUUUGUCCAGCUGUCCAGAAGACUGAUGAAGGAACCAGAUCUUAAAAGGAAAAUUAUUUAUAAUGCCAAACAAUAUGUCUGCACUAACCAUUCCUGGGAACUUGAAAGAGAGACAUAUCAGACUCUUGUUCAAAAGCUGACUGGGCUGUGAUAUAGAAGAACUUGAUUGCAUAAUUAGUUCUGGACUUUAUCUUACUGUGGGAUGUUAAAGGGA